Messenger RNA from Cooperia oncophora, 558 nucleotides. Lineage: Eukaryota; Metazoa; Nematoda; Chromadorea; Rhabditida; Trichostrongylidae. The record is from the annotation of a GenBank genome assembly.
AUGCAAACUGGCUUGAUGGCUACGAUAGCGGUUGACCUGCUCACUUCGAUUACAUUUCCUUUGUGGUAUCGUGUAACUAGGAAUGACCUUUAUGUGGCUCUUAUAUCUCUCCCAUCUGCUCUGUACGGUCUUUUGUCGGUGAUUUUCGGGUUUGUUAUGAUAGAUAAUGAACAAAUACAAAUGUGCAAUCCACCAUCGGCAUUGAACGAAGACGUUAAAAAAUGGUGGUAUAUUGUGGCCUUCGUAGCUGGCGGAAUUACAAUCUUCAGCUACUGUCUCUCCUAUCUCAUUGUCCUAUAUUACAGUAAACGCCACAUUGAUCAGCCGCAAGAUGUCGCCAAACGCACAAUGAGAAGCAUGAGUAUCAUUCUGUUAAUCUUCCUCUUCACUAGAUACCUCGCUACAGUAAUGGCAAAUAUACUUAAUAUGGCUAAUGUCAAUCCUGACUCUGUGGAACUGUUCCAGAACUACUGCGUAAGUUUUCGCAAUGCACUGACCCCUUGCGAAACAUUGUGGACCAUGAGCAGCCCGUUGGUGGAAUAUAAUAGCUCUUUCUAG